AACUCUUUGGGCUCAUUUCUUAAACAAAUUCAGAAUGCUCAAGUUUGCGCUGCUAUUUUCACUUGUGGCUUCGAAAUCGAUCGGUUCUCUGAGUGGAUUACAAUCUGUUUGCCUACUGGAAGACCCGAUAAAUCAAUGUGGGAACUUCUGCAUGACAUCACUGGCGCCCAUGUUGAAUCACAUUCGUCAGCACCAAGAUGCGUGGGCCGCCAAUGAUAUCUUGAUAAAGAAAACGGAGGAGAGGCUGGACAGGAUUGAAGGCCUGCUGACCGCCUUAAAACACUUGAGGCAGAAAGGCCUAGAGGAUACCUGGCCGCAGGAUUUCAAGGCCAAACUGGACAGGCUGGAAAGUCAGCAGGGGGAUCUGUUGAAGAAGCUGGAAAAAUUCGAUAGGAAAAUCGUGCCACCCAAGUUCGAACUGAUCGGUUCAAGGUUCUUCUACAUCGAGGGAGAAACUCGAAAGAAUUGGCCCGCUGCUGCAAACACCUGUCAACAAAUGGGCGCUCAACUGGCAGUUAUUCGAAAUGAAGAGGAGUUGAAGGCCCUCAAGGCGAAACUACCGAAAGAUCGCAUCUAUUGGUUGGAUCUUAAUGAUCUGGAAACUGAGGGGGAGUUCAAAUCUUCAGCCACCGGUAAGCUGGCAACUUUCUUGAAGUGGAGAGCUGGACAACCCAACAAUUCCAAUGGCAGUCAGCACUGCGUGAACAUCUUGGACGGACUUAUGUAUGAUAACAAAUGUGAUAGCCUGAGCUAUUUCAUUUGUCAGUCGGACGAUGGCAGUUUACUUUAAGACCACAUAAGCUCCAUCAAUAAAUAUAGUCAACGGAAAGAAAUUAUUAUUACUGCACAUGUAGUAUCCCAUAAAUUAAGUACAAUGUUUGGGAAAAAGAUUCUAAAAAAGGGACAAUUUCAGAAUACAAUUUUAUGGAAUUU
Drosophila suzukii is the source of this 933-nucleotide messenger RNA. Its product is annotated as CD209 antigen-like protein E. Lineage: Eukaryota; Metazoa; Arthropoda; Insecta; Diptera; Drosophilidae. The record is from RefSeq and is a predicted model, not a curated record. Gene Ontology annotation, molecular function: signaling receptor activity.